Molecule: messenger RNA, 618 nt
Organism: Aspergillus brunneoviolaceus CBS 621.78
Lineage: Eukaryota; Fungi; Ascomycota; Eurotiomycetes; Eurotiales; Aspergillaceae
Exons: 2
Coding region: 65-304 (79 amino acids)
Source: RefSeq, a predicted model, not a curated record
UGAGCUGGGGCUUACACUGGAGCAAAUUUCCGACCGGUAUGUUCCAUCAAAAUUAACGGAGCCGAUGUUGUUGCUGCUGCUGCUGCUGCUGCUGCUCCUCGUUGCUGCGCCUUACUUACGGGAGAUUGUACUGUACAAUGCGUCGGAUCAUCAAAACGUGGUUCUACGGGAGAUGAUCCUUGGGGGAUUUGCCUCGUAUUCGUUUUACUCACGCUCCCCUCCCCUCCCCCUUUCGUUCGUCUGUAUGCACCACAGAAGAAAGGAGGGGGGCAUGUUUGAUCCUAGCAAAUCUAAUACUCCGUAGUUAACGAUGCCGAGCCCUUGACUAUUGUUGCCUGUUGGCAUGAAGAGUGGAUUCGAUGGGGACGGGGUGGUGGUGGGCACUGGGAUAGCAUGUAAUUUCAUCCCUUUUGCAAGCCUGGAAUUACUCGUACCUCUUUCUCGUUACGAACCAGAGGUACAGUAACAGAGUACUGUACCAGACUCAAACUCGUUGCAUCAUGGACGGUUGCUUUCGGGGCGGAACCAAGAAGCAGAAUACGGGGAAGUGAGAGACUGAGAGAGCGAGGGUCAUCGACAUCAUCGGACAUCAUCGAGUAGUUAGUGACGGCAGUGACG